GAGCGGCUGCUACUACGGCGGAUGAUGAUGGCAUCUUCCUGCUAGGGGCAGGAAAGGCGGAUAUAACGGGGUAAUACUCCUGUCCUCAGGACCGCAUCCACGUUGCUAAUCCGUCUACCAGGCCCGUUGUCGAGCUAGGGCUUAAUGGCUAUGCUAACCUGGAUCAGAUUGGGACUGGUCUUCGGCAGAGAAUCUAUUCUCGUGCUUUCAUUGUUGCGGAUGCCAAUAGUCCAGAUGACACCUUUAUCUAUUUAGUCGUGGAUGCCCAGUCGGGUGACACUGCUGUACGACAUGGCGUGCUUGAGGGUCUUGCUAGCCUAGGGGGCGACUAUGCUCGGUACACCGAGCAAAAUGUUGCCCUUACUGGAACUCACUCUCAUUCCGGCCCGGGAGCCUGGAUGAAUUAUCUUCUUCCUCAGAUCCCUACGAAAGGGUUUGAUAAACAAAGCUACCAGGCGCUUGUCGAUGGUGUUAUUCUUUCUAUCCAGCGAGCUCAUGAGAGUCUGGCGCCUGGGCGUCUGAGCUUUGGGUCAAUAGACCUAGAAAAUGCCAAUAUCAAUCGAAGCCCCUACGCCUAUGAUGCCAAUCCCGCGGAAGAAAAAGCACGGUACUCGGCAAACGUGGAUAAGACGCUGACCCUUCUGAGAUUUGAUCGGGAAUCCGACAACAAGACCACGGCUGUGCUCACCUUCUUCCCGGUCCAUGGCACAUCCCUGUACGAAAACAAUACCCUGAUCACUGGAGAUAACAAGGGAGUUGCCGCUUGGCUCUUCGAGAGAAGUGUCCAGAGCGACCAAAGGUUUGCGGAUGACUUUGUCGCAGGCUUCUCUCAGUCGAAUGUCGGCGAUACCAGUCCGAAUGUCCUGGGUGCUUGGUGUGAGGAUGGCACUGGACAGGAAUGUAAAUACUCGGACAGCACGUGUGGUGGAAAGACAGAAGACUGCCACGGCCGUGGACCCUUUUUCCGCGAGAAGGACAACGGCGCAAAGAGCUGCUUCGAGAUCGGACGGCUGCAGUACGCAGCUGCGAAAGAAUUGUACGGUCAACUGGAUUCUAAUCCUGUUCGGAUCCUUUCCAGCACCGGCGUCCGCUCUUUCCAUGUAUACCAGGACUUGUCCAACUACACCUUCCAAUCACCGUUCAAUGGUAGCACCCUGAAGACAUGCCCGGCAGCGUUGGGAUUCUCCUUCGCAGCAGGCACCACGGACGGGCCAGGAGUGAUGGAUUUCACUCAGAAUGGCACCGGCCCAGCUGAUUCCAAUCCUCUGUGGUACGUUGCGCGCGCGUUCGUUCAUCAACCAUCGAAAGAACAGCAGGCGUGCCAAGCGCCAAAAGAGGUCCUUCUUGACGUCGGGCCAAUCACACAACCGUAUGCCUGGACACCAAAUAUUGUGGACAUUCAGCUCCUGAGGGUGGGCCAGCUAUUCAUCAUCAUCUCUACAAGCGAGGCUACAACCAUGUCGGGGCGGCGGUGGAAAGAAGCCAUUGCCCAGUCAGCCACUGAUGUUCUUUCGGUCGCCGAACCACUCGUAGUUCUGGGGGCACCGUCCAAUAGUUAUGCUCAUUACGUUGCUACGGAGGAGGAAUACGGAGUGCAGCGCUACGAGGGGGCCUCGACCCUGUAUGGCCCCAGCACACUUGCGGCGUAUGUCAACCUGACCCUUAUGUAUCUGCCAUACCUCGGACAAUCGCCCAAGGCGUCUAGUUUACCGUCAUUGUCAUCCGGCGUGGCGCCUCCUAUCAACACCAACAAUUCACUGAGCUUUAUCCCCUCGGUGGUAUAUGAUGGCUCGCCUGUGGGCAAAGCAUUUGGGGAUGUUGUAUCCUCGGCAGCCAAUAUCACCUAUGGGCCGGGGGAUGUCGUGAGCGUCACGUUUGUGGGAGCCAACCCCCGAAACAACUUGCGCUUGGAGUCCAAUUUUGCGGCCGUGGAGAAGUACAACUCCGGUAACGGAUCAUGGGAGGCUGUGCGCACCGACAGUGAUUGGAACCUUCUGUAUAAUUGGGAGAGGACGAGUACCAUCCUUGGAUACAGCGAGGUGACGCUCCAGUGGCAGAUAGAGGAUGAGUAUUACAGUACUGGAAACCCCAAUCCUGUGGAGGGCGGGACUUAUCGGUUCCACUAUUAUGGCGAUUCGAAGACUGUGUUGGGCAAGAUAUCAUCCUUCGAAGGGAUUAGCGAGGCGUUUACGGUCGCAGUCAGCUGAAGUCAUUAUGGAUUGGUUGAGAGUCUCCAUCCGGUAAUGACUUUGGGGCUUGGGCCGUGCAUCACUGCUAUAGCAUGGGAAUAUAAGCAAUCCAAUUUCAU
This is a messenger RNA of Aspergillus sclerotioniger CBS 115572, 2308 nucleotides long. RefSeq names its product neutral/alkaline ceramidase. The transcript has a single exon. Gene Ontology annotation, molecular function: N-acylsphingosine amidohydrolase activity. The record is from RefSeq and is a predicted model, not a curated record. Gene Ontology annotation, cellular component: extracellular region. The coding region runs from base 399 to 2207 and encodes 602 amino acids. Gene Ontology annotation, biological process: ceramide catabolic process; sphingosine biosynthetic process; long-chain fatty acid biosynthetic process. Lineage: Eukaryota; Fungi; Ascomycota; Eurotiomycetes; Eurotiales; Aspergillaceae.